GAUCCACUUGUCAAACUUAUAUCUCUUUAACCUAAAUUGUCAUUUGACAGUCAGAUAGGAGUGGCUUUUAUUUUUCGUAUCUGGUGUUGCUCAUUUGUUACUGACUGAUAGCUUAUUAACGCAAUAAAUAAUGAUAAAAUGACAAUCACAAGUAUAAAGAUAAACUAAAGUUAAGACAAUAACCUAUUUACAGCGAAAAGGCGUAGACACUUUCUCAGUGGAUAAGACACAAAUAUGGUAGAUAUAAAGGCCAACAUCACUGGAGAAAAUGACUCACAUUAUGAGUCCAGAAUUCGGGCCAAUAGUUCCGGCACAGGAGCAUCAACCCCUUCAUCUUCUUCUGAUUAUAUGACAGGAGAAGCAGACGAUAGUUCUGAUAGCAAAGGGACUAUUCCCUUUAGCUUAAAAUCAAUAGAGACCACGCUUUCAUUGUCCAAGGAAGCUUCUCAGGAAGAUCUGCAAGAGAUGGUGGACAAGUGCAAGUCAAUGGUGCUGGAGAGCGCGGAAUGCUCGGACGAGCGCAAGUGGCUGGUCCGACGGUUGAUCGAGUUGCGUUUACGCGCUCAAGAGUUACGUGAGACCUCGAUCGAGAACCUGUUUGAGACUCACGUGAUUCUGGGCCAUCACUUUGUGCCGCAGAAGUACUACAUCACUACGACCGGCCCGGUUUACUGUGACCACUGUAGCGGUGCGAUAUGGACAAUGCUGCAGUCGUGGUAUAUGUGCAAUGACUGCAAGUUCAGCUGUCACUGGAAAUGUCUGAACAACGUGUGCCGUGUUUGCGUGCACGUGGUUGCCAGCGAGGCCGGCGGAUACACACACACGAAGGACAUUUGUCCGGAGCAGGGCCUGUCGAAGCAAGGUUACCGUUGUGCGGAGUGCGAAACACAGAUAACGUUCACCUUCUCUAAGGGAUUAUCGCUAUCUUGCUUCGGCAGUUCUCUUAAGAACACAGAGUCGACGUGGGUGGAGCCGCGUCUGUGCGACUACAGCGGUUUGUACUACUGUCAGAAAUGUCACUGGAACUCCGUCAUGGUGAUACCGGCUAGAGUGAUCCGGAAUUGGGACAUGGAGCCACGUCUGGUGUCCCGUGCCGCGGCGCAGCUCCUGAUGCUGUUGGAGGAUCGUUCUGUACUGCCUCUGGAGGAACUGAAUCCGAAGCUGUUCACCUUGGUGCCGGAUCUGUCGCUCGUCAAGCGGAUGCGGGAGGAGAUGCAGAUGAUGAAGAGAUACCUGGUGCUGUGCGAGGAAGCCUGCGGCCAGGGCUUGCCGUGGAGGAUUUGCCCGCGUACGCACAUGAUCGAGAACUCGGGCAACUACUCGAUCAAGGACCUCAUCGACCUGCAGACCGGCGCUCUUCUAGACGAGCUCCGCACCACCUACGACACGAUGCACGCGCACAUCACGCAGCAAUGCGAGCUGUGCAGAGCCAGAGGACACCUGUGCGAGAUAUGCGGCAACGACGAGGUCAUCUAUCCAUGGGACGCCAGCUCGGUCAUCUGCCAGCAAUGCACGGCGGUGCAUCAUCGCGUCUGUUGGUCCAAGCGGAACCACUGCUGCCCGCGGUGCGCGCGUUUGCAAAAGCGCCGCGCUCAGCAGCAGGGACAGGCGGCGCAGGAUGGCGAGGAUUGCGACACCGACGACACCGCGAAGGAUACCUAAAACUAAACGGGUACAGCACGCGCCGGGCGCCGUUACAUGCGUCGCGAGUGCAUGCCAAGGAACUCUACACUCCGUACCUGUUUACUUUUCUAAGCAGAUCAAAGCAAUUUCACAGGCUGUUGUUUUUAUAGAUAUUGCGUAGCGUCCGUUUGUUCGCGAAUUUAUACACAUUGUAUCUUGCGAAUGCGAGUUUUUUCAUACGUCCGGUCUGACAAGCGACGUGGGUGAUAUACACAUACGGAUCAGCCAUAUCGUAUGUAUAAAAUCAUGUUAUAGAAAUACUUGCGUAACGCGCGAAACGUCACAAGGUGUUUCUCUUUUUGUAAACAAAGUUCUCGUUGUCGAUUAAGGCUCUUCGACUCCUCGUUGCAACCGUCUUGUUUGACGACGCCGGAAGCGAGAAUACGCGUGUUUAAAACUCUCGCGAAAUACGAAACUGGAAUGAAGUUAUACCCAUGACACUUGCGAUCGAUUGAACACAUCUGUAAAAUGCCCCGAAAAUUUUUUUCCUUUUGUUCUAACAAUCGAUGGAUAUCUGCAAAUCAAGAUGACUGCCCGGGACAAAAUUUCUCAUGUAUAUUUAUAUAUAGAAUAUGCCCACGUAUAUAAAAAAAAUAUAUAAUUACGUAUGAUUAUA
Molecule: messenger RNA, 2299 nt
Organism: Dinoponera quadriceps
Lineage: Eukaryota; Metazoa; Arthropoda; Insecta; Hymenoptera; Formicidae
Gene: DEF8
Product: differentially expressed in FDCP 8 homolog
Exons: 8
Coding region: 235-1662 (475 amino acids)
Source: RefSeq, a predicted model, not a curated record